Molecule: messenger RNA, 1665 nt
Organism: Fraxinus pennsylvanica
Lineage: Eukaryota; Viridiplantae; Streptophyta; Magnoliopsida; Lamiales; Oleaceae
Source: the annotation of a GenBank genome assembly
AUGUCUAAUGGGGGAACUCAGAGUAGUUUAAGAAAAACACUUGGAGCUCUCAAGGAUACGACCACUGUCAGUUUCGCUAAAAUAAAUAGUGACUACAAGGAAUUGGACAUUGCUGUUGUGAGAGCUACAAAUCACAUCGAGGGCCCAGCAAAAGAAAAACACAUAAGAGCUAUUUUUGCAGCUAUAUCUGCUACCAGGCCUCGAGCUGAUGUUGCAUAUUGCAUACAUGCCCUUGCGAGACGAUUGUCAAAGACUCAUAAUUGGGCGGUUGCCUUAAAAACUUUGAUAGUAAUCCAUCGUGCACUGAGGGAGGUUGAUCCCACAUUCCAGGAAGAACUUAUAAAUUAUGGUAGGAGCAGAAACCAUGUGCUUAACUUGGGCCAUUUCAAGGAUGACUCAAGUCCAAAUGCAUGGGAUUAUUCUGCCUGGGUGCGUUCUUAUGCAUUAUUUUUGGAGGAGAGGCUGGAAUGUUUCCGAGUGCUGAAAUAUGAUGUGGAGACAGAGCCUCCGAGAACAAAAGAUUUGGACACUCCAGAGUUGCUUGAGCAAUUACUGGCUUUACAGCAACUUCUGUUUCGGGUUCUUGGCUGUCAGCCGCAAGGAGCAGCAGAUCAUAAUUUUGUUAUUCAGUUGGCCCUUUCUAUGGUUGCCACUGAGGGCAUUAAAAUUUAUAAUGCAAUAAGUGAUGGUACAGUUAAUUUGGUUGACAAGUUCUUUGAGAUGCAACGGCAUGAUGCUCUCAAGGCUCUGGAUAUAUACCAGGGAGCUGGCCAGCAGGCUGAGAAAUUGUCGGAAUUUAUUGAAGUGUGUAAAAAUCUUGACAUUGGGCGCGGAGAAAGAUUUAUAAAGAUUGAGCAGCCCCCUGCAUCAUUUCUACAAGCUAUGGAGGAGUAUGUGAGAGAAGCACCACGUGCUUCCACUAUUCGCAAGGAUCUGAACGUUGAUGAAAAGUCGAAGGUGAUAUUAUCCAUUGAGUACAAAAAGAAUUCAGAGGUGAAGGAAGACUGCUCGCCAUCACCAACUACACCUCCACCUCCACCUCCAGCUGAACCACAACCGAAGCCAGAACCAGAACCAGUUAAAGUGGAAGCACCUGUUUCAGAACCACCUGAUCUGCUGGGUCUGGAUGAUCCUGUUCCAGCUGCCUCUGCGUUAGACGAGAAGAAUGCCAUGGCUUUAGCCAUUGUGCCAGUUGGUGAACAACCAGCAUCCGCUGGGCCAAAUCUGUCAAAUGGAACUGCAGGCUGGGAAUUAGCUCUUGUUACAGCUCCAAGUUCCAAUGGGAGUACUACUGCUGCUAGCAAGUUGGCCGGUGGCCUCGACAUGCUUACACUAGACAGCCUAUAUGACGAUGCAAUCCGAAGAACCAGCCAGAACGUUAGCUACAAUCCAUGGUUACAAGCUCCAACGGCCACUCCCAUGAUGCCACAAACUGCACAUGACCCAUUCUAUGCCUCCAAUGUAAUGGCUGCACCACCUUCCGUACAGAUGGCAGCUGUGGCCAAUCAACGACAGGCUUUCAUGUACCAGCAGCAGCAGAUGAUGAUGAUGAUGGGGCCACAGCAGCCCAUAAACCCUUUUGAAACCCCGUAUGGAGCCAGUAGCCACCCUUACGGCUCAGGUAUGCCAGUUCAAGCCUAUAAUCAUCAUCCAGGCCUUGAGUAA